AUGUAUAUUAUGCAUAAUUUACAGUAUUAUUUUCAAUUUUAUUUAUUUCUUUACAUUCAAUUAUUAAUUGAUUACACAAGUUGUUAUUCAUUUAAUCAAACCAAUUCAAAGGAAUUAUUUUAUUCUAUCAAUGAAGAAUCAGAAAUUGGUUCUUAUAUAGGUAAUUUAAAAUUAGAUGCAGAAAAGAAAUUUUUUAUGAAUUUAAUGAUGAAUGAGAAUAAUUUGCCCACCUUUGAACUAUAUGAUGAUACAAAUAAAAAUUUAUUUCGUAUUGAAGAAACAAGUGGAAAAUUGUUUGUUGCAUCACGUAUUGAUCGUGAAACAUUAUGUCCACAACCUGAUAUGAUUGCAGAAGAAUUCAAUGGAUUAUUAUUGAAUGAUCAACGUUCAAUCUUGUCAUCAUCAUCAUCAUCAUCUUCAAUGAUGGACAGUAGAUCAAAUGAAAUUUUACCACCGAAAGAAUGUCAGAUUCACUUGACAGUUUGUAUUUCACGUAUACAUUGGAUUAAUGUAAUCAUUACUAUCCAUGAUAUCAAUGAUCAUGUACCUUAUUUUUUUCAACUUACUUCUUCAUCGAAUCCUAAUGUUUCGGAAAAAUCAAUCUAUACUGUAAAUGUGUCGGAAUCGGUUAGUUCCGGUUAUGAAAUACCAUUGAUGAUUGCUAAAGAUCCAGAUAAAGGUAUAAAUUCUGUUCAAUCAUAUUCACUGCGUGGUGAUGAUUUUCAUUCUUCACUAUUUUCAUUAUCAUAUCGACCACCGUACAGUUUAAAUCUUGUUAUUUUAGGUGAAUUAGAUGCAGAAAGUAAAAAUAUUUAUACCGGUGAAUUGAUUGCAUGUGAUGGUGGUCAAAUCAUACCGAAAUGUGUGAAUCAACCAUUUCAAGUUCAUGUAACCGACAUUAAUGAUAAUAAACCAAUAUUUAAUCAAUCUGUUUAUGAUAUUGAAAUUUUAGAAAAUAUUACAAUUAAUUCAUUAAUAAUUAAAUUAAAUGCAACUGAUGCUGAUUCUAGUCAAAAUAGUAAAUUAUUUUAUAAAUUUGGUCGAUCAAUUAGUCAGCCGUCUUUGGAACAUUUUAAAAUCAAUAAUGAUACUGGAGAGAUCUAUUUGAAAGCAUCGUUAAAUGCUAAAGAAAAUAGUAUAUUUAUUUUACCAAUUAUAGUACAGGAUAGUGGAACAAUACCAUUAGUUGGUCAGACUGUAGUUCGUAUUACUGUAAAAGAUACCAAUGAUCAUGCUCCAUGGAUUGAAAUCCGAUCAACACAAGAGGGUAGUUUACAAAAGACAUCAGUGAAUAAUAAUAAUACUGUGAGUAAAGUUAACCAAAGUGAUCAUCACGAAGCACAGUUAUCAAUAAAUGAAAAUCAACCGGCUGGAUCAAAUAUUGGUUUAAUUAUUGCUGGAGAUGAUGACAUUGGUGAGAAUAGUGAAGUGAUUUGCACUUUAAAAUCUAAAACUGAAGAUUUUCAACUUGAACAUGCGAAUUCUGCGAAAGGUCGUGAAAUCUAUCGUCUAAGUGCAACUAAAUCAUUUGAUCGUGAAGCGAUGAUAGAUGGGACGGUGAAAAUUGUUAUUACAUGCCAAGAUAAUGGUAAACCAAGUCGAACAACUGAACAAAUCAUUUUAUUGAAUAUAUUGGAUUUAAAUGAAUACAGACCAACGUUUACUAGAGAAAAUCGAAUCAUCAAGCAUAGUAUGCUUGAAGAUCAACCAUUAGACACAUUUUUAUUACAAAUUCAUGCCAGUGAUGCAGAUUCUACUCCAGAAAUACAAUAUCAUAUAUCAAGUGAGGCACAAUCCUAUUUUCACAUAGAUCCUGAUACCGGUGUGAUAACUACAAAAGCUAUACUAGACAGAGAAACUAUGCCUCAAAUUAGAUUUCUUGUUUAUGCUACUGAUCAGUAUUCAUCUGAAUCCAUUCAAGAUAAUGAUUUAGCUGUUGCAAAUGUCACAGUGGAACUAACUGAUAAAAAUGAUAAUGCUCCAGAACUUAUCGGUAGUAAAACAUUUCAAAUAGUUGAAAAUCGUCCAGGAUUCUCUGAUUUACUUGGUCAACUUAUUUCAAUUGAUCAAGAUAAUGGAAAUAAUGGAACAGUGCAUUAUAAAUUAAUAUCAGUUAGUGAUAGUAAAAAAAAUAGCAUGCCUAAUGAAUUAUUUAUGAUUAAUAGUGAUAGUGGUAAAAUAUUUGCUACGAAAAAACUUGACAGAGAAGAAAAUAAUCAAUAUGAAUUGAUUAUCUUAUUGCAUGAUCUUGGAACACCUGUUCAACGUAGUUCAACAGCUACUGUAUUUGUUAAUGUGCUUGAUGAAAAUGAUAAUACACCACAAUGGGAAGAAAUAUUACAAGCUUCAAAAGAUGAAUUUUCUCAACAGACUAACAUACUCAAACGACCACAUAUGAUCGGUUUAGGUACAGUAACAGAUUUAGGAAUAAUGAAUAUAACUACGCCAAUUUAUCGAGGACAACAAAUCUUAAUUUUAUCAGCUAAAGAUGCUGAUGACGUGCAUAAUGCAAAUUUAACAUUUCAACUGAUUAAAGUACAACUAUUGAAUGAGGAUUACAUACAAAGUAUGGAUAAAACUCUAUACGACAACAGAAUCCAUUCUACAAAUUCUUACACUGCUUCAUCAACAAAUUCACCAUAUUUUAUGGUAAUUAGUAAAACUGGUGAGCUAGUCGCUGGUCCUGGACAAAAAGGUACCGGGUUAACUGGUAGUGGAAUAUAUGAAUUAUAUCUACGUGUAUGUGAUAAUGGCAAUCCUCCUUUAGAUUCUAAUGCACGUUUAUUUCUUCAAGCGUAUCAAUCGGUGAAUUCAGCUUUCACUGAUAAAUUUGGUGAAAAAGGUUUUCUAGGAUAUUUACUGACAAAUGGUCAUUUAGGAAUUAUGUUAGUUAUCAUUCUACUGCUAAUUAUGUGCCUUACAUCAAUAUGCCUUAUUAUUGUGUUCGUUUCAAUUCGACGUAGAUCAAGUCAACAACAACAACAACGACAACGUCAAAUCAGUCGGAAAUUGUCAAAAUAUGAUAAAACAAACGCAUUUCCGCUUCGUUUGAAUGAUGAAUUAAUUAUUGAAGAAAAUGUCAAUUUAGACGGUACAAUUAGUAAUUUAGGCAAGCUAUACCAUUCACCAAUUAUGAACACAAUAUGCCAAGGAGAUGGUGAAAGUUUAUACAAAUGGAAUCCAGAAUGUGGUGGUUAUACAAUGGGAAAUUUUGGACCACCACCAAUCUAUAAUUUUUGUGCAUUGAACACAUUAGACAGAAUGCGAUCUAGUCAUACAGAUAGUGAUAAAAGUAGUUCAGCAUUAAUGCCAACUGAAUUCCCAUGUCCGAUGAAUCAUUAUUGUGAAGAUGGACCAAUAAUAAAUAGUGAACAGAAAAUAUUUUAUGGUUAUAAAUCUCCACUUAGAACAAUAUCAAGCACUGAUGGAUUAGUAGGAUGUAACAAUUUUAAUAGUUACACGGAAACAUGUUUAAUUCCUACAACAACAAUACAAUCAGAAUCAAAUGGUCAACCUCAGAUGAAUGUCACUGUUUCAGAAGUUGAUGGAGGAAGUGCUGAUUCUGGACAAGGAGCCAGUGAAGAAGAACCUGUGAAUCAUGAAAUGUCAAAGAUUUGGUCAAAAUAUACACGUCCAUAUAAUUCAAAAGAACUUUUACUAACCAAAACACAAUGCAGUCCAAUAUCCUCAUCCAAUGGUUGUUUGAUUGAUAGUCCAACUAACAAAAAUGGCAAUCAUUGCUCUCUAAACGAAUCAACUCCUUGUACACAAUCUAAUUUGCCUACAAUGAAUACAUUUACAAAUCAUCGACUAUCAUUGAACAAACAAUUUAUUUAUGCAAUACAACAUAAUGGCAAUUCAAUAAACUCACAGGUUCAAACACCAAUUUCCAAAGAUACUACUACACUACAACCAAGAUGGCGUAAACCAUUGUUUAGCAAUACAGACUUAGGACAUCAUAAUCAUUUGUUUGACGAAUUUCCAUUGACAAAACUAUCUGUUAAAAAUCAUUCAUCAACACUUCCAUUAGGCAAUAAAACAAUGUUAACUGGUAACAAUAAAUUUGAUCAAAAUCAUUCAAUAAAUCCUUAUAUUGAUUUGACAAAUACUACUACUACUACUACUACUACUACUGCUACUACUACUACUACUACUACUACUACUGCUACUACUACUACUACUACUACUACUACUACUACUACUACUACUACUGCUACUACUACUACUACUACUACUACUACUGCUACUACUACUACUACUACUACUACUGCUACUACUACUACUACUACUACUACUACUGCUACUACUACUACUACUACUACUACUACUACUACUACUACUACUACUACUACUGCUACUACUACUACUACUACUACUACUACUACUACUGCUACUACUACUACUACUACUACUACUACUGCUACUACAACUACUACUACUACUACUACUACUACUACUACUACUACUACUACUACUGCUACUACAACUACUACUACUACUACUACUACUACUACUACUACUACUACUACUGCUACUACUACUACUACUACUACUACUACUACUACUCACACUACUACUACUACUGCUACUACUACAACUACUACUAUUUUUACUAUUACUAUUACUACUACUAUUACACAAAUUGCUACCCAAAAAAUUUACUUCUUACAAAUAAUUAAUAUUCAAUCACUAGCAUUCUUAAAGUAA
Schistosoma turkestanicum is the source of this 4707-nucleotide messenger RNA. NCBI's taxonomy places the organism in Eukaryota, Metazoa, Platyhelminthes, Trematoda, Strigeidida, Schistosomatidae. The record is from the annotation of a GenBank genome assembly.